Messenger RNA from Chelmon rostratus (copperband butterflyfish), 1670 nucleotides. Its product is annotated as alpha-N-acetylgalactosaminide alpha-2,6-sialyltransferase 1-like. NCBI's taxonomy places the organism in Eukaryota, Metazoa, Chordata, Actinopteri, Chaetodontiformes, Chaetodontidae. Bases 1 to 1323 code for a protein of 440 amino acids. Gene Ontology annotation, molecular function: sialyltransferase activity. The transcript is spliced from 9 exons. The record is from RefSeq and is a predicted model, not a curated record.
AUGGCGCUCGAAACCUCCAGGUUUUUGUUUGUGCUGCUCGUGAUCUCAGCUGCCACUGUGCUUUUCAUUUUAUCAUGGGGACAUUUCUCAGAAAGCAUCAGCUGGACUGCCGUGUUGGGAAACAGCAGACACAGAGGUGAAGACAGUCUGUUUGUCAGUGAUACUAAGUUACGGGAUGAAAAAGGAAGCACCACUCCACUUUCUGCAGUGUUCACAGAAACAAACCCAGCGGCAACGCUAAAAAUCAGGGCCUCUACCCACGCCGCUGUGGCUGAGACACCCAUGCCGGUCCUCUCCGUGAAGUCCUUCAAGAAGCUUCCUCUGUGGGAUUUUGAGGGCGUUUAUAACCAGGACGCCCCACCCAGAGAUUCUACGUGUGCCCAGUCUCUGCAAAACUCUGAGGAUGAGAGCUUCAGGGAGGCUUUUCUUCCCAACAUCCGUCUGUUUCUGCACAAAGACAACAUCAACAUGAGCGAGUGGAAUCGACUUUCACACUUUCACUACCCCUUUGGAUUUAUGGGGUACAAGUAUGACGAUGUGAUGGCUUCAGUGAAGCUGAUCCCAAAGCCUCAAGAGCCGCUACUCCACCCAAAGCCGGGCAGCGAUGGCUGCAUACGCUGUGCUGUGGUGGGCACUGCAGGGAUCCUCAACGGCUCCAAAAUGGGGAAAGAAAUCGAUGCUCAUGAUUACGUUUUCCGGAUGAACGGAGCAAUCAUCAAAGGUCACGAGGAAGACGUAGGAAGCAGGACGUCGGUGUACGUUCACUCGGCACGCUCCAUGACUGCGUCGCUGUAUUUGUUCAAGAAGUACGGAUUCACAUCUGCGCCUCAUGAUGAGGGCAUAAAAUUUGUCAUGAUUCCUGAGGGGAUGACAGACUUCAACUGGCUUGAGGGUCUCCUCAAGGGAGAGAGGAUCUCAGCCGGCCCAUAUCACAACAAACGGCCGAGGACGUACUAUGGCGGGCAGUACAAUGAGAGCCGCUACUACGUCCUGCACCAGGAUUUCCUGAGAUACGUGAGAAACAGGUUCUUAAAGUCCGCUAAUCUGAACUCUUACUGGGCGAUAGUCAGACCAACCAGCGGAGCAUUCACUGUCCUCCUGGCUCUGCACACCUGUGACACUGUGAACGCAUAUGGAUUCAUGACUGAGGACUACAAGAAAUACUCUACCUACUACUUUGAGAAUACUAAAACGAAUGUUGUUUUUUACAUCAACCACGACUAUAUCCUGGAGAAGAAUUUAUGGAAAAAACUACACAACGGCAAAGUAAUUAGGCUAUUUCAAAGAACGAACUCAGAAAAAGGGACAGAAAAGCCAAAGUAACGCUGACACAAGCCAGUGGUUGCAUCAAGAACCAAGAUCAUUUUAUAUAUUUAUAAAGAGGUUUUCCAUUAAGAGAAAUGAAACUCUGUGAGAAAUCUGUAACACUUUUUUUCAUUUAUGAAACUACUUGUAGGUACUUGUUCUUAAGUAUUUCCCAGUGGCGAAGUAUAACUAGUGGUGGAAUGUAACUAAGUACAUUUACUUAACUACUGUUAAGCACGAAUUCGAGGUACUUGUACUUUAUUUGUAUUUCCAUUUUCUACUACUUUAUACUUGUACUCCACUCCAUCUCAGAGGCAAAUAUUGGUACUGAUUACAGCACAUGAUGUACCUUUCACAGUGAUAUU